CCCAGAGAGCAGCGGUCCGCGACAGGCGGCGGGAGAUCGAGGGCGAGGCGAGCGCGACACUCGCUGGUGGGGGAGAUCGGCGCUCGGCCGGAGACUGUAAGCUCCUCAAGGGGCUGUGUCUUCUUCCUCAGCAUACAGCCCGCACUCAGCACUGGCUCCACACCCAGCAGACCAGUACAUGUUCAAAGAUGUGUCAGAAGAGCCUGCAAUUCUCUGCAAUGUGACAGGACACUCUAAAGGCAAGACCUUCCUCAUUCAGAAAGCUUCAACCUGCCUCUGGAUUUAGAGGGUGAGCGUGAGCCUGGGAGAUGGCAGUGAUGGAAAUGGCCUGCCCAGGCGCCCCCGGCUCCACGGUCGGGCAGCAGCAGGAGUUCGCCAAAGCCAAGGAGAAGACACAGGCAAUGGGGAAGAAGCAGAGCUCCGUCCACAAGCUGGAGGCCGUGGAGAAGAGCCCCGUGUUCUGCGGGAAGUGGGAGAUCCUGAACGACGUGAUCACCAAAGGCACAGCCAAGGACGGCUCCGAGGCUGGGCCAGCUGCCAUCUCCAUCAUCGCCCAGGCCGAAUGUGAGAACAGCCAAGAGUUCAGCCCCACCUUUUCAGAACGGAUCUUCAUCGCUGGCUCGAAACAGUACAGCCAGUCCGAGAGUCUUGAUCAGAUCCCCAACAAUGUGGCCCACUCGACUGAGGGCAAAAUGGCCCGCGUGUGCUGGAAGGGGAAGCGCCGCAGCAAAGCCCGAAAGAAACGCAAGAAGAAGAGCUCCAAGUCCCCGGCUCAGGCGGGGGUGGCCUUGGCCAAACCCCUCCCCAGGACCCCCGAGCAGGAGAGCUGCACGGUCCCGGUGCAGGAAGAUGAGCCUCCGCUGGGUCCCCCAUAUGUUAGAAAUGCCCCGCAGUUCACCAAGCCUCUGAAGGAGCCGGGCCUUGGUCAGCUCUGGUUUAAGAAGCUCGGGGAGGGCCUGCGGCCAGCGCUGCCUCGACCAGAACUCCACAAACUGAUCAGCCCUCUGCAGUGUCUGAACCACGUGUGGAAAGUCCACUACCCACAGGACGCUAGCCCCCUGCCCCAGCCCUUCCCCUACAGCAGGCUGCCUCACCCCUUCCCAUUCCACCCUCUCCAGCCCUGGAAGCCUCACCCGCUAGAGUCCUUCUUCCUUGGCAAACUGACAAACUGUGUAGACGACCAGCAGCCCCUGCCUGGCCCUCACCUGGGCAGACUGGCCUGUGUAGAUAGCCAGAAGCCCCUUCCCAGCCCUCACCUGAAGCCCAGCUUCCCGUCUCGUGGCUCAAGGGACAAGCUGUCUGUGGAGGAGUACCUGGUACAUGCCUUGCAAGGCAGCGUGAGCUCCGGCCAGGCCCACAGCCUGGCCAGCCUGGCCAAGACCUGGUCAGUGGGGGGCUCCAGGCCCCAGGCGCCCAGCCCCGAAACUGAGGACAGCGAGGGGGUCCUACUCAUCGAGAAACUCAAGCCGGUGGAUUAUGAGUACCGAGAGGAGGUCCACUGGGCCACGCGCCAGCCCUGCCUGGGCAGAGGCUCCUUUGGAGAGGUCCACAGGAUGGAGGACAAGCAGACCGGCUUCCAGUGUGCCGUCAAAAAGGUGCGAGUCGAAGUAUUUCGGGCAGAGGAGUUGAUGGCAUGUGCGGGAUUGACCUCCCCCAGAAUCGUCCCUUUGUAUGGAGCUGUGAAGGAAGGGCCUUGGGUCAACAUCUUCAUGGAACUGCUGGAAGGUGGUUCGCUAGGCCAGCUCAUAAAGCAGAAAGGCUGUCUGCCAGAGGACCGGGCCCUUUACUACCUAGGCCAGGCGCUGGAAGGGCUGGAAUACCUCCAUACCCGCAGGAUUCUACAUGGAGAUGUGAAAGCCGACAACGUGCUCCUGUCCAGUGAUGGGAGUCGCGCAGCCCUCUGCGACUUUGGCCACGCUGUGUGCCUUCAGCCCGACGGCCUGGGGAAGUCUUUGCUCACAGGGGACUACAUCCCCGGGACAGAGACCCACAUGGCGCCAGAGGUGGUGAUGGGCAAGCCCUGCGAUGCCAAGGUGGACGUCUGGAGCAGCUGUUGUAUGAUGCUGCACAUGCUCAACGGCUGCCACCCCUGGACCCAGUACUUCCGAGGGCCGCUCUGCCUCAAGAUUGCCAGUGAGCCUCCACCUGUGAGGGAGAUCCCGCCCUCCUGUGCCCCGCUCACGGCCCAGGCCAUCCAGGAGGGGCUCAGGAAAGAGCCGGUCCACCGAGCAUCUGCAGUGGAGCUGGGGGGGAAGGUCAGCCUGGCGCUGCAGCAUGUGGGAGGUCUGAGGAGUCCCUGGAGAGGAGAGUACAAAGAACCAAGACAUCCACUGCCACUCCAAGACCACCCACCACCAAGCCAAGGCCACCCUCACCAGACCCUGCAUGCCCCACCAGGGGAGCUCUCACCAGGGGCCCCAGGGCUGCAGCCAGCUAAGGACGCAGCAGGCGGGGCCCCUAAGCUCCAGCCUCCUCCACCUCCAGACCCCCCAGAGCAGAGCAAGUCUCCCAGCCUGCACUGGGGCAAGGAGGAGUCUGGGACAUGGGACCCACUGCCCCUGUCCUCCCUGGAUCCGACCCCCACCAGGAACCCCACCUCAUCCGAGCGAAAGGCAACCUUUCCUGAACAGGAGCUACAGCAGCUGGAGAUAGAGUUAUUUCUGAACAGCCUGUCCCAGCCGUUCUCCCUGGAGGAGCAGGAGCAGAUCCUCUCAUGCCUCAGCGUCGACAGCCUCUCCCUGUCAGACGACAGUGAGAAGAACCCGUCCAAGGCUUCUCAGAGCUCGCGGGACACACUGAGUUCUGGCGUGCAUUCGUGGAGCAGCCAGGCAGAGGCCCGCAGCUCCAGCUGGAACAUGGUGCUGGCCCGGGGGCGGCCCACUGACACACCAAGCUAUUUCAACGGUGUGAAAGUCCAAAUACAGUCUCUCAAUGGCGAACACCUGCACAUCCGGGAGUUCCACCGCGUCAAGGUGGGAGACAUCGCAACGGGCAUCAGCAGCCAGAUCCCAGCUGCAGCCUUCAGCUUGGUGACCAAGGACGGGCAGCCCGUGCGCUACGACAUGGAGGUGCCGGACUCAGGCAUCGACCUGCAGUGCGCCCUGGCCCCAGACGGCAGCUUCGCCUGGAGCUGGAGGGUCAAGCACGGCCAGCUGGAGAACAGGCCCUAAGCAGCCUUCCACCACUGGUUCCACUCGGCCCGAAGCGGCCUUCCUUCUCGGUGCUCAGUGAUGCUCUGAGACACAGGCUCUGCCUGCUCCCGGAGCUCUGCCAGCCCGUGGCUCAGUGGCGGGACCAGGGGCUGGCAGCAGCAAGGUGGCGCCAGCAGGACACCUCCCAGGAUCUUCCACCCGGGUCCUGCCUGAGCCCACCGGAGAGGAGGAGGAAGAAAGGAGGCCUCUUCCCACAAGGAACAAAGAGGGUCUUCUCUGCCUCGGUCCCGACAAGCUGGCCUGACCCAGUUAGGAUCAGUGACCAUCUGCUGGCAGCCAGGGGAGAGUGGCUUCCGGCCCAGGUCAGGAGAGGUGGGUGAGCUGGCCCUCAGUUUCCAGGCAGGUGUGAGCGUCUAACGACCCCCUCUCCAGGCCCAGGCUAGGACUGGGGCGGCAGGUGUGCCUCCCCUCGCGUCCGUGGAGGGGCCCCUCUGACCCCCUUGUCCAGCUUUGGCCAUCAACCCCUCUUCUAGCUCUAGGAGCUUUUCAGGCCAGGGAGGGAGAGACGCCUGACAUGGGGGUCUCCCUGGGAGAGAAUGCUACUUCUCAGGGUGCCACGACUCAGGCCCUGAGCUGAGGUCAGCUUCAGAAGAACCAGAGAAGGCAUUCAAGUGACACGGUUCUCAGCCCCCAGACACAUGCCCCUUUGCCACCAGCCACCAGUCUGCCCCAGAGCAGCAGGCCCUGAGCCCAGCCGCAGGCCCAGCACUGCCCCUGCCCAGCUGGCACUCAGCUCGCUCAGCUGUGGAAGUGGAGGGUGACAUGAGACCUACCUGACAGGAACGCUCUGAGGACAGAGCACGAUCAACUCCGCAGAAAGCACCCGACGCAGGCACUCCUGUUACCCAGGCCCCGGCCCUCCACACCCUCACACAAGCCUCCCGGGACACUCACCGACCCUGCCGGCCCUGGUCUCCAGGGCACCGCCUGCUGCACUUUGCACUCUGAUGACCUCAAAGCACUUUCAUGGCUGCCCUCCAGGAGGGCAGGCCAGCGGUUCUGCAUGGGCACAAGCAAGCCAGGAGAUGGGGGGAAGGGACUGAGCUCUUAACCCUUCUUCAUGCAUGUGACCCCUCAAACGUCCUCCAGAUUUCCUUAAGAUGUGCCCCCCGAGGCCAGCCUCUUCUUUUGGGGGGCAGCUGAUCAGGACUCAUGUAGCAUUAAUCAACUGUGAAUUGCUGUGGGGUAAGGGGGUAUCCCUGAGAUUCCACCUGGGGAGAAGCUCAUCCCCACAUUUUGCCAGGUGACCUUUGCCCAGCUAUCCACGUUUAGCCAUUACUCCUCCCCAAGGAGAGACUCCCGGCCCCCAGGAUGUGAAGAACUGCAGCCUUUGCACUGCAGAGUUGACAUGGUAGAAAACUUUGCAAGCAAUAAAGUUUGAGAUAAUGACAA
This is a messenger RNA of Bubalus bubalis (water buffalo), 4604 nucleotides long. It is a transcript of the gene MAP3K14, whose product is annotated as mitogen-activated protein kinase kinase kinase 14. The transcript is spliced from 17 exons. Lineage: Eukaryota; Metazoa; Chordata; Mammalia; Artiodactyla; Bovidae. The record is from RefSeq and is a predicted model, not a curated record. Gene Ontology annotation, biological process: protein phosphorylation; positive regulation of canonical NF-kappaB signal transduction. Gene Ontology annotation, molecular function: ATP binding; protein serine/threonine kinase activity. The coding region runs from base 309 to 3170 and encodes 953 amino acids.